Molecule: messenger RNA, 1474 nt
Organism: Asparagus officinalis (garden asparagus)
Lineage: Eukaryota; Viridiplantae; Streptophyta; Magnoliopsida; Asparagales; Asparagaceae
Product: cAMP-regulated phosphoprotein 21-like
Exons: 4
Coding region: 100-1218 (372 amino acids)
Molecular function (GO): nucleic acid binding
Source: RefSeq, a predicted model, not a curated record
UCAAGAAGUCGAGGGAGAGAGAGGGGGAAAAAAGGGGAAAAGAAGGGAGGGGAAGAAAAAAUCCUCUUUCUCUCUCCUCUCUCUUCACCAGGAAGAAAGAUGGAAUCUUCCCCGGUCUUCUUACCGUACGCCGGGCCGGCGCAAGGUAGCAUCGCUGGGGCAGUGGAGGAGGAGAAGGGGAAGGAGAACGAGAUCUCCUCGCAGGUUGACCAGUUCCUCGUGGAGGCGAUAGAAAACCCUCGUCAUCGUCUCACCGUUCUGAGAAUGGAGUUGGAUAUUCAGAAGUUCAUGCAGAACCCAGAUCAACAUCAGUUUGAGUUCCAGCAUUUCCCAACUUCAUACCUCAGAUGUGCUGCUCAUCGUGUUGCCCAGCAUUAUGGCCUACAGACAUCAGCAUUAGAUUAUACUGUAGAUGGUCCAGGAAGCAAAAUAGUAGCAAGGAAAACACCUGAAAGCAAAUUCCCGGCCAUCUGUUUAUCAGAUAUUCCUCUAAAACAACCUGAAACUAACAAACCUCAUAAAGUUAAGAUUGCUAUCCUUCCAAGACAGGACAAACCUUCCAUGGCUGAUUCAGUCCAUCUUGGAAUGAAGAGAAAUACUAUGAGAACCGUGGAAGAGAGGGAAGAAGAAUAUGAUAAAGCAAGGGCCCGCAUCUUCAAUGGCUCUUCCAAACCAGUGAUAGGCCCAUCUUCUAUAUCCGCCACUGUUGAUAAAAGCAACAUAUGCCCAAGCUCAGAUGGGCAGGAAUCGUACAAGACUUCCAUUGAUACGAGUGAAAAAAACAGCGCGAAGGAUGGUGCUUCUCGAGUUGCCAUUUUCAGAGAUAGGGAAAAGGAUAUGACUGAUCCAGAUUAUGACCGUAGCUACACCAGGUAUAAUAAGGGUAUCACACCUUCCCAUAGUUUUAACUUGGCUCCGUGCAAUGUUCUUCAGCCUUCACCUGUGCAAUUUCAGGAGAGCAUUUCACACUUGGGUCAGUUACCUGCAACUCAACCUUUGGUGAGUUACAGACUGUCAGACCCGCCUAUGAGCCCCUAUGUUCCAGUUGGUCGCAAUCAAACUCCAGUGGAUACUGUCUACAUGCAAUGGCCAAAUCCUGCAGUUAUGUAUGCACAGUCCUAUGUUAGACGCCCCAGUUUGCAGGUUUCUGGUGGCACUAUUUGUAUUGAAAUGCGGUGCUUGUUUCAUGGCAGGCUCCAGUUUAUCAGCAGCCCCUGAGCUUUGAACGUUGGCAGAGCUACUAGGAAAUCAGGGGACCUGUGUAUCCGGAAUUUUGAUAUUUAGGGGACUACUAUUGUAAGACACCACCAAAUAUUACCGCAUAGUUCUUUUGUAUUUCUAUGUCUUCCGUCUCUACUGAAAAGAAAAGUCUCUUCUAGUUCUUGCUUCUGUAUUUCUACUGAGGGACAAUGCAAAUGUUGUGUUUGUUAACUAUCUUUUGCUGGAAUAGGAACAUUAUGUCUUUCCAUCUCUC